Drosophila ananassae is the source of this 794-nucleotide messenger RNA. RefSeq lists its product as uncharacterized. The record is from RefSeq and is a predicted model, not a curated record. Lineage: Eukaryota; Metazoa; Arthropoda; Insecta; Diptera; Drosophilidae. The transcript is spliced from 3 exons. Bases 35 to 589 code for a protein of 184 amino acids.
UCUAAGCUUAUUUUACUUUUCUCAUUUGACUAAAAUGCAUGCGAUAUGGAGUUGGAAACCUUUUAUAUUUCUUAUUUUUUUAGUCCCUCAUAGUAAAGGAAAACUUCUUGAGGUGGAUAAAGCAGCUUUGAUCGUUAUAGAUGAAAUUAAGCUUCAAUUAACAAGCUUUGGUGACGGUUUUACAAAACUUCAGAACCGUCAUCAAAACUGUACCAACAGACUUCAGUUAUAUAAAGAUCCUACCGAGCGUUACCCGCCUGUCUUUAGAAAGUCUGUCUGGAAGCUGAUAAAGGAUAUUAAAAAAAAAUUGGGCCUAGUCGAGAAAAUAAUCAAAAAUGUUUGUCAUGAAAGAGUGCCACAGACAGAUCCUGGCUCAGAGCCUGAUGCAGAGCUGGAUACAUUACUUCGGACUGGAACGGCCCUAGAACCAUAUACCAAUCGAAAAAUCCACCAACCGAGAAGUCCAACUCCCGUUACAGUCGCCCCAACCAAACUACCGAAGGAAACUUGUGUUGCCGUCCAGACAGAUUUGAAAAAGGCCAAUGGUGAUAUGGAGCUUAAACAAGUAAUGAAAUGUACAGAGAAUUAAAAGUAUUAAAACUUACCAAAGGUCCUCCCAAAGUCAUAAAAAUUACACAUCCUGGAACUAUCCCAGCAUAUCCAUUUUUAUCGGUAUUAGUUCCUGAAGAAAUCUAUUCAGUUUAUCCUCUUCCAUGCCAUUUUCAUUAAAUGCUUCCCAGGCGUACCCUUGCAUCCUUAAUAAGAGAAUAAAAAUUAUUUUGAUUUGAGGCUUA